This is a messenger RNA of Abrus precatorius (Indian licorice), 2870 nucleotides long. RefSeq names its product pentatricopeptide repeat-containing protein At1g51965, mitochondrial. Gene Ontology annotation, molecular function: protein binding. The record is from RefSeq and is a predicted model, not a curated record. The transcript is spliced from 2 exons. Bases 78 to 2015 code for a protein of 645 amino acids. NCBI's taxonomy places the organism in Eukaryota, Viridiplantae, Streptophyta, Magnoliopsida, Fabales, Fabaceae.
UUUUGAAAAAUACAGAAAACCUGCACUUCGGAAGAGGAGGGAAGCAAUAGCAUUGAGCUUCUUGCCGGCUGAACAUCAUGAAGGCCCAUCACUUCCAUCUCCGACGGCACUUCGGCACCAAGUACACCGCCAAGAUCACGUCAACAUCCCCCACUGGCCGCUCUCUUGCCGCCGAGGUAACUCCGCCACCGCCACUCCCAUACGACGUAAGAGGGUACCUUCUCCCCCGUCGCGACCUCAUCUGCAAAGCCACCCAAAUCCUCCUCUCUUUCUCUUCCCCCUCAUUCUCCGACCCUUUCUCCGACCUCUCCGAUUACCUCGAAUCCCUCUCCCUCUCCCUCACUCCUCUCGAAGCCUCUGAAAUCCUCAAAGCCCUUAAAAGCCCUUCUCUGGCCCUUAAAUUCUUCCACUUUUGCCCCUCCCUUUCCCCCAAAUUCCGCCACGAGUCCUUCACCUACAACCGUCUCUUCCUCAUUCUCUCUAAAUCCACCAAUCCCCUACGCUUCGACCAAGUUCGCUCCCUCCUCGACCACAUGCACCGCCACGGCGUUCGCGGCUCCAUCUCCACCGUUAACAUCCUCAUCGGCUUCUUCGGCAACGGCGAAGACUUGCAACGAUGCGUUGACUUGGUCAAGAAAUGGGACCUCAGCCUCAAUGCUUAUACCUUCAAAUGCUUGCUUCAGGCUUAUUUGAGGUCCCAUGAUUCUUCCAAUGCCUUUCGAAUCUAUUUGGAUAUGCAUCGCCGCGGGUAUAAGUUGGACAUUUUUGGGUACAACAUGCUUUUGGAUGCUUUGGCCAAGGAUGACAAGGUGGAUAAAGCAUACAAAGUUUUUGAGGAUAUGAAGCGGAGGCAUUGUGAGCCUGAUGUGUUCACUUACACCAUUAUGAUCAGAAUGACUGGGAAAUCUGGCAAAACUGAUGAGUCGCUGGCACUUUUUCAGGUGAUGUUAGCCAAGGGCUGUAUUCCUAAUUUGAUUGCUUAUAAUACAAUGAUUGAGGCACUUGCCAAGGGUCGGAUGGUUGACAAGGCCAUCAUGCUUUUCUCGAAGAUGGUGGAGAAUGAUUGUCAGCCUAAUGAAUUUACGUACAGUGUGCUUUUGAACCUUCUGGUUGCCGAAGGGCAGCUUAAUAAGCUUGAUGAUAUUGUGGAGUUGUCAAAGAAAUAUAUGAAUAAGCAGAUAUAUGCAUAUUUUGUUAGGACAUUAAGCAAAUUGGGUCAUGCUUCUGAAGCACAUAGGUUGUUUUGCAACAUGUGGAACAUCCAUGACAAGGGUGAUAGAGAUGCCUACAUGUCCAUGUUGGAGAGUUUAUGCAGUGCUGGUAAAAUGACAGAAGCUAUAGACCUUCUGAAUAAAAUUCAUGAAAAGGGUAUAACAACUGAUACUUUCAUGUACAAUACAGUAUUCACAGCUCUUGGCAGGUUGAAACAAAUAUCACAUAUUUAUGAUCUUUAUGAACAGAUGAAACAAGAUGGCCCUCUGCCCGACAUAUUUACAUACAAUAUUCUGAUCUCCAGCUUUGGCAGGGCUGGGAGAGUUGACAGUGCUGUUAAAAUAUUUGAAGAACUAGAGAAUAGCAAUUGUAAGCCUGAUGUUGUUUCCUAUAACUGUUUGAUCAAUUGCCUAGGAAAGAAUGGGGAUGUUGAUGAAGCUCACAUGAGAUUUAAAGAGAUGCAAGAGAAGGGAUUAAAUCCUGAUGUUGUUACUUAUAGUACACUUAUUGAGUGCUUUGGCAAGACAGAUAAAGUUGAAAUGGCGUGUAGGCUGUUCGACGAAAUGCUUGCUGAAGAAUGCACUCCUAACUUAGUCACGUAUAAUAUUUUGCUUGACUGUCUUGAAAGGUGUGGAAGAACAGCUGAGGCAGUGGACCUUUAUGCAAAACUUAAGCGGCAAGGAUUAACACCAGAUUCAAUUACAUAUGCAGUUCUUGAACGUUUGCAAAGCGGGGGACAUGGGAGGUUGAGAUUUCGCAGGCAGAACCCAAUUACAGGCUGGGUUGUUAGCCCUUUAAGAUGACAUGGAAAACAAAAUAAUUGUUGACUUGUUGUACAUCCAUAUCAGGAAGAGACUGUUUGGAAGUAGGUUUUCUCAGGAUUCUUCUAAUUUUUUUAAUCUAUAGCUGUGUAGCUGAGAUAAAGCAUUUUGUGAUUAUGGCCAUCUGAUGAACUUCGUUACAACCAGAUGUACUGCUUCAAAGGCUGCUGCUAUAGCACGUUCCAGAAGUGAUAGACAUGCAUGUUUGUUGGGUGACAAACUCAAGUUUUCCUGCAUUGGAUUUUGGGAGUUUGAUGAAGAGGGGUAUCGUUUUUUUCUGUUAUGAAUCUCUUAUAGAUUCUGAUGACGAGGGGUAUCGUUUCUUUCUGUUAUGAAUCUCUCCUUAUAGAUUCUGAUACUUCAUUCCCUAACAGAGUUGGUAGCAAGCUUAUACAAGAUACGUCAUCUUAGGCAGGGUUUCCCAUUUUCUGACCUUGCAAAUUGUGGGAAAAAUACAAGUUAGUAAUUUCUUACAAGGUGAUGCUAAUGAGUGCCCUAUGAAUACUAGUUAAGAAAUCAAUAAAUAGAAAAAAUCCAUUAGAAAUCACAAUGGAUAGACAUUGAAAAUCACAAUGGGAGUGUAUUGGUAACACUUCCUCAUUAAAGCUUUUCAAUUUUUCUUAAUUAGCAUUCUCCUUUCUUAUGUAAAAUUAAUCCUUUCUUACAUGAAAGAUCAAUAAUUUUUCCUUAUUUUUUAUAUUGGUGAUCUCUAGGCUUCUAGUCAUAUGCACUGAUGAUGUAUUUAAUUCAGAAGCUGAUAGCUCACAUUCUUGGAGCAUAGUUUUUUCCCCCUUAGAUUGAGGAUGGUAUUGGAAUGCAAGGAACUGAGAUGAAAUA